UGGUACCUCAUCAUGUUUGCAAGCGCACCAGUGCCAAUACAGUACGGCAACAACAAAAACCCAUCCCGAGGCAUCCUUCGACCCACCCUUCAAAUGAACUCGAUGUCGAGUCCUGCGACUCCACGUCCGACCAAUGCCAUCGUGUUGUCGUGGAACGAUUUUCUCUGCCCUGUCGAGUGGCUCCAGGGAAACAUCCCCCCGACCUCCACAACACACUCGUGUCUACUCCAGCUCGACCAGUGCAUUGUUCAGCUACUCCUCCACGCAAGCACCAUCGGGCCCGUUUUUGUCCUGUGCGAAAGCGGCGCGUCGUUUAUUGAAGGGCUAUGCACGGCCUACUUGCCUGGCUGCGCGCAGUUGUUCUCGUCCCCCCAGCACCAAGCGCGGAUUCAGCUCAUCUGCGCCGCCACGACCCUCACGUCGGCAUGGCACGGACAAAUCCUUAAGAUGAUCUGCACCCAACGAUUGCCCGUGAGUGCCUCGUAUGGUUUGGUGACUGUGGGGGGCGACGGGUUGCGAGAGGGAUGUUUGGCGUUGGCGAAGUAUGCGCCUGCGGUGUUGCCCAAAGUGCUGCGCGUGGUGAAAACAACGGAUUUGUCUGGCGGCAUGCCAGCGAUCCUCCAUCGCCUCGUGGGCGUAGGGAGGCAACUGGGGGGGCUGGUUCAACACGGCAGCGCUGUAGACCUAUCCAUUUAAUAAGUAUAUACAUAUUGCACAUUUUAUUCUACCG
This is a messenger RNA of Aphanomyces astaci, 730 nucleotides long. RefSeq lists its product as hypothetical. The record is from RefSeq and is a predicted model, not a curated record. The transcript has a single exon. NCBI's taxonomy places the organism in Eukaryota, Oomycota, Saprolegniomycetes, Saprolegniales, Verrucalvaceae. The coding region runs from base 13 to 696 and encodes 227 amino acids.